Molecule: messenger RNA, 704 nt
Organism: Prunus dulcis (almond)
Lineage: Eukaryota; Viridiplantae; Streptophyta; Magnoliopsida; Rosales; Rosaceae
Exons: 3
Coding region: 168-521 (117 amino acids)
Molecular function (GO): metal ion binding
Source: RefSeq, a predicted model, not a curated record
ACAACAUAAUAGGACACACCCUCUUCCACUCUCUCUCUCUCUCUCUCUCUCUCUCUCUCUCUCUCUCUCUCUCUCUCCACCAUCAAUCUCCCAAACCCAAAAGAGCCAGUAGCUUGAGAGAUCUUUGGCUCAUCAUCACAAUCUUCAUCAAUUAAGAACCAGGGAUCAUGAAGCAAAAGGUGGUGAUCAAGUUGUCUGCUGUGCAUGAUGAGAAGUCCAGAGCCAAAGCUAUGAAGACUGCAGUUGGGGUUGAUGGGGUGAAUUCAGCAAGUUUGCAGCAGGACAAGGGCCUAAUAGAAGUGACAGGGGAUGGAGUUGAUGUGGUUCUGCUCACAACUCUGCUCAGAAAAAGCUUGAAGCAUGCUGAGGUGGUUAGUGUGAACUCUGUGGAGGAAAAGAAGAAGGAGGAAGAGAAGAAGAAAGAACCAGAGGCAAUAAUCCAGUAUGUCAUGGGCUGCCCUCCUCAAUACCUUUGCCCUCCCUGUCCACCAUACGAAGAACCUGGUUGCUCUAUUAUGUAAUUAUUAGCUAUACAUAAAGCUAGGCAGAGCACUAUUAUUUAUGAGUAUAUAUAUAGAGGAAGUUCUCUUUAAAAAAAAAAACCCUAUAUAGAGAACGUUGGCAAAUUCAGAGUCUGCAAUUGUUCUGCAGAUUUACAUUCCAUUCUUCAAUUUGUGUGACUUUCUCUUGAACUUUGUUGUUUG